Molecule: messenger RNA, 1740 nt
Organism: Colletotrichum higginsianum IMI 349063
Lineage: Eukaryota; Fungi; Ascomycota; Sordariomycetes; Glomerellales; Glomerellaceae
Product: TRAUB domain-containing protein
Exons: 3
Coding region: 1-1740 (579 amino acids)
Biological process (GO): maturation of SSU-rRNA from tricistronic rRNA transcript (SSU-rRNA, 5.8S rRNA, LSU-rRNA)
Cellular component (GO): nucleolus; nucleus
Source: RefSeq, a predicted model, not a curated record
AUGGCCGCCCGCAGAAGAGCUUCCGAGUGGGAAGAGAAGGCGCCAAAGGAUCUCGAUCCUGAGACCGAACCUGUCGCGGACAGCGAGAACGAAAGCGGCAGUGAGGAAGAAAGCGCCGACGAGAACGCGGGCACCGAGCACUAUGUCACCGUUGGCAAGAGCAAGCUCCGCGAAAAGGAAGGCGUUUCUCUUGGACCGCAGUACCGAGGCGCCCGCGUCAGCCGCGAUGCACUGAACGAUGCGAGCAACGAUGACGACAGCGACGUGUUUGAGGAUGCGAAAGAGGACAUUGACUCCAGCGGCGAAGAGUUUGACGACCCCGAGACCGCCGACCUGGCCGCCGACGCAGAGGCCGUAGCAGGCGAGGACCCCGAAAUCUCGAGCGACAACGCCUUUGGCGACAGCGACGACGAGAAAUUCAGUGGCUUUGUUUUCCGCGGCAGCUCGCAGCCCAAGGAAAAGAAGGGCAGCCGCAGCAAGAGACCCAAGGCCGCCGACUUUAUCUCUGACGAGGAGGAAGAUGACGAGGACGACGAAGACUCGGAAGAUGGCGAGGGCAGCGACGGCGAUCUCAUGGAUGGUCUCGAGGGCUCAGAGGAGGACGACGACGAUGAGGAGGAGGAGGACGAUGAGGACGAUGAGGACGACGACAACGACGAUGAAGAGGAAGAAGAAGACGAGGAUGACGAAGAUGAGGAUGACGAGCAGCCCCGCCGCAAGUCCUCCAAGUCCGACGCCAGAGCCGAGCAGCGCAGGCUCAUGAGUGAAGGCCAAAAGGCCCUCGCCGCCACAAUCUCGGCGGCCGCCCAACAAGACGCACAAAAGGGCAUCGCCGUCCGCGAGCAGCGCAAGACGUUUGACGGCCUCCUCAACAUCCGCAUCCGUUUGCAAAAGGCGCUCGUGGCGACAAACUCCUUCUCCACCAUCGAGCCCCCUUCCGAAGAAGACGAUGAACAGAACUCGGAGCCGUACGAGGCCGCUGAGGAGGCCGCGCUGAAGCUGCUCAACACCCUCGACAGCUUCCGCGCCAGCCUGCUCCCCGCGGAGCUCGCGCAGCAGGCCGCUGGCGCAAAGCGCAAGCGCGGCGACUACGACGCCUCGACCUCGAACGAGGACAUCUGGCAGGGCAUCCAGGAGGCCGAGCAACGCGCGUCCAAGUACCGCAAGAAGGUGCUCGAGACGUGGUCCGCCAAGACGCGCAGCGCCAACGUCGAGGUCAAGUCGCGCAACCUCGUCUCGACGCAGACGUCGGUCGUCGCCAGCCUCGAGGACCAGCUCCUCAACACCGACCGCCUCGUGAGGCGCACGCGCACGCCGCGGUCCUGCGCCCCCGCGCAGGUGACGCGCAAAGUCAACGAGGACCCGGACAUCUACGACGACGCCGACUUUUACCAGCUUCUCCUCAAGGAGCUCGUCGAGCAGCGCACGUCCGACACAGGCAACGGCGCGGCGGCGCAGCCUACGGUGCGAUGGGCGGCGAUGAAGGAGGCCAAGACGAAGAAGCACGUCGACCGGAGGGCGAGCAAGGGCCGCAAGAUGCGCUUCAACGUGCAUGAGAAGCUGCAGAACUUCAUGGCGCCCGAGGACCGGAGGGCGUGGGAGCAGGACGCGGUCGAUCGGUUGUUCGGCACCCUGUUUGGACAGAAGAUGGGGCUGAGCGAGCAGGCGUCCGAUGCAGAGAUGGAGGACGACGAGGAGGUCGAUGCCGAAGAGGCCGGUCUCCGGCUGUUUCGCAACUAA